AUGUCGAAGAACUCGCCCGACUCCAUCCUCACGCUCCAGGUCGAAUUAUCGCAAGCCAAACUGGCGCUGGCUGAGUCCCAAGACGACGUCACAGCUGUGCGUACGCUCCGCGUGGACGUUCUCGACAAGCAGUUGGCUUUGGCAACGGCCCGCGGCGACAGUAACGCCGCGCUGGGUCUCAAGAUCAAGCUCAUCGAGGCCAAAAUCGCGCUAGAGGAUGUGCCUUCCUCGGUGACAGACGAUGGGCGCCUCGCGCAAGAUACAACCCCUGAACCGGAGAACGCCGCAGCCGUGAACUGGCCCCGCAUCAUCGACCAGCCGUUCACUAUGGGCAAGGUCGACGAAGAGCGCGGGGAAGUGCGAGAGAACGAGGACAACGAGGUUGAGGAGAACACCGUUGUCGGAAACUUACUUGGCGUGGGGAAGUCUCCUUCGCCAGACGUUGAGGAAGACUCAAGGCCUGCGUGGGAAGCGCGUGCACCAUCUACCACUCCCACAGCUGGACCGAAUCCUCCUAGCGACGCGUCCAAGUCCCGUGGUACGACGUUAGAGAUCAGCUCGGACGAAGACGAGCUGCACGUGAAGUCUCGUGCCUCUGCACGCAAACGGCGAGUCGUAGAAGAGGCAGACGAGGACAUCAGCGUUCACGACGACGAGCUGCACGAGAGUUCGAACGAGGCCGGUUCCGGAGAUAGUGCGCACUUGGGAAUGGAUGCGCCGAACGGGCCCGACGAAGAGUUCGCUGUGCAGUUCAUGCGGUGGGCCGGUUGGGUUUGGGCGUGGGCGGCGAGGCUGGACGAUGGCCGCGAGUUGGUGGGGCUGAUGGUCGUUCCACUAGUCCGAAUUGAGAUGACGCUCGGUUUCAAGCAAGGCGAACACCUUCCCGGUGCGCUGCCCUACAUGAAAAACUGGGCGAGUAAGCGUCGCAUGGCCUGCAAGAUCGAUCACGCAGACGUGUACGAUAACCCGAGCAAGAAGGAGGCGUACACGCCCAACUUUGAGCACAAGUUGCUGGCGUGCUGGUCGUCCCUCCGUAACCAGCCGUUUAGCGUCGUUGCCCAGAUGACGGGACGAUACGGCAUGGUUCUUGUAGUGCGUAGCCUUGUGCAGGCACGCGCCUCGGGCGUCUUGGUCCACGAUUGGGCUUUGUACGUGCGUGAAGUCGCGGCCUUGUUGGAGGCAAUAAGACGCUAUCGCGAGGACGGCGAGAUCGACGGCGAUUGUGAAGACACCGUCAUCGCCUUGCUGCAGAACUGGGAUCCCGAGGGUACGGUCGCUGUCACCAACGCGCUGGAUGCGCGCGGGCGUGAACUGGCUGAGUUUGAGAAUGCGAAGAAGACGCGUCAAGGUCCGGGCUCUCCGUCGCAGGCUGGUAUCAAGCUUGAGCGGAAGUCCUCGCCGUCAAAGGGCCGGAGCAAUGGUCCUGUUCGCGUGGCAGGCCGCAAGCGGGCGUCCCUAACGUUCGCACCUUCCGCGAGCGCAUCGGAGGGCUCCCCGAAGAAAAAAGCUCGCCGCAGCGAGGGUAACGCGCCCGCGCCCGCGUAG
Peniophora sp. CBMAI 1063 is the source of this 1545-nucleotide messenger RNA. The record is from the annotation of a GenBank genome assembly. Lineage: Eukaryota; Fungi; Basidiomycota; Agaricomycetes; Russulales; Peniophoraceae.